Messenger RNA from Bubalus bubalis (water buffalo), 6442 nucleotides. RefSeq names its product TATA-box binding protein associated factor 1 (gene TAF1). Gene Ontology annotation, molecular function: RNA polymerase II general transcription initiation factor activity; histone acetyltransferase activity; TBP-class protein binding. The record is from RefSeq and is a predicted model, not a curated record. The transcript is spliced from 39 exons. Gene Ontology annotation, cellular component: transcription factor TFIID complex. The coding region runs from base 106 to 5769 and encodes 1887 amino acids. NCBI's taxonomy places the organism in Eukaryota, Metazoa, Chordata, Mammalia, Artiodactyla, Bovidae. Gene Ontology annotation, biological process: RNA polymerase II preinitiation complex assembly; DNA-templated transcription initiation; transcription by RNA polymerase II.
AGUGAAUUACUUCUGGGCGAAUGGUUUUUAUUUCCGGGCUAUAGGACAAGACAGAGCCGUUUAGCCUCCUGUAGGCGCUGAGGCAGCGCUGCCGCCGCCGCCAUCAUGUCAGACACGGAUAGCGAUGAAGAUUCCGCUGGAGGCGGCCCAUUUUCUUUAACUGGUUUCCUUUUCGGCAACAUCAAUGGAGCCGGGCAGUUGGAGGGAGAAAGCGUCUUGGACGAUGAGUGUAAGAAGCACUUGGCAGGCUUGGGGGCUUUGGGGCUGGGCAGCCUGAUAACUGAACUCACAGCAAAUGAAGAAUUGACUGGUACUGAUGCUGCCCUGGUAAAUGAUGAAGGAUGGGUCAGGAGUACAGAAGAUGCUGUAGACUAUUCAGACAUCAACGAGGUAGCAGAAGAUGAAAGCCGAAGAUACCAGCAGACAAUGGGGAGCUUGCAGCCUCUUUGCCAUGCAGAUUAUGAUGAGGAUGACUAUGAUGCUGAUUGUGAAGACAUUGAUUGCAAGUUGAUGCCUCCUCCACCUCCACCUCCAGGACCAGUGAAAAAGGAUAAGGACCAGGAUGCAAUUGCUGGUGUGUCUGAAGAUGGAGAAGGCAUCAUCUUGCCCUCCAUCAUUGCCCCUUCCUCUUUGGCCUCAGAGAAAGUGGACUUCAGUAGUUCCUCUGACUCAGAAUCUGAGAUGGGACCUCAGGAAGCAGCACAGACAGAAUCUGAGGAUGGAAAGCUGACCCUACCAUUGGCUGGGAUUAUGCAGCACGAUGCCACCAAGCUGUUGCCGAGUGUCACGGAACUUUUCCCAGAAUUUCGUCCUGGGAAGGUGUUACGCUUCCUACGUCUUUUUGGACCAGGAAAGAAUGUCCCAUCUGUUUGGCGCAGUGCUCGGAGAAAGAGGAAGAAGAAACACCGUGAACUGAUACAGGAAGAGCAGAUCCAGGAGACGGAGUGCUCAGUAGAAUCAGAAGUCAACCAGAAAUCUUUGUGGAACUAUGACUAUGCCCCACCACCACCUCCAGAGCAGUGUCUCUCUGAUGAUGAAAUCACAAUGAUGGCACCUGUGGAAUCCAAGUUUUCCCAGUCAACUGGGGAUACAGAUAAAGUGACAGACACCAAACCAAGAGUGGCUGAGUGGCGUUAUGGGCCUGCUCGACUGUGGUAUGAUAUGCUGGGUGUCCCUGAAGAUGGCAGUGGGUUUGACUAUGGCUUCAAACUAAGAAAGAUGGAACAGGAACCUGUGAUGAAAUGUAGAAUGGCGGAUGUAAGCAACACGGAAUACAGGAUACCUGAGGAAAGCAGUGGCACCGAUCUUCUGGCUGAUGAAAACUUCCUAAUGGUGACACAGCUGCAUUGGGAGGAUGAUAUCAUCUGGGAUGGGGAGGAUGUUAAACACAAGGGGACAAAACCACAGCGUGCUAGCCUGGCAGGCUGGCUUCCUUCCAGCAUGACUAGGAAUGCCAUGGCUUACAAUGUUCAACAAGGUUUUGCAGCAACGCUGGAUGAUGACAAGCCUUGGUACUCCAUUUUUCCCAUUGACAAUGAGGAGCUGGUAUAUGGACGUUGGGAGGACAAUAUCAUUUGGGAUGCUCAGGCCAUGCCCCGGUUCUUGGAGCCUCCUAUUUUGACACUUGAUCCCAAUGAUGAGAACCUCAUUUUGGAAAUUCCGGAUGAGAAGGAAGAGGCUACUUCUAACUCUCCCUCCAAGGAGAGUAAGAAGGAAUCAUCUCUGAAGAAGAGUCGAAUUCUGUUAGGGAAAACAGGAGUCAUCAAGGAGGAACCACAGCAGAACAUGUCUCAACCAGAAGUGAAAGAUCCAUGGAAUCUCUCCAAUGAUGAAUAUUACUACCCUAAGCAACAGGGUCUUCGAGGCACCUUUGGAGGAAAUAUUAUUCAGCAUUCAAUUCCUGCUGUGGAAUUACGGCAACCCUUCUUUCCUACCCACAUGGGGCCCAUCAAACUCCGGCAGUUCCAUCGCCCACCUCUGAAGAAGUACUCUUUUGGGGCACUAUCUCAGCCAGGUCCCCACUCAGUCCAACCCUUGCUAAAGCACAUCAAAAAGAAGGCAAAGAUGAGAGAACAAGAGAGGCAAGCUUCAGGUGGUGGAGAGAUGUUUUUCAUGCGCACACCUCAGGACCUCACAGGCAAAGAUGGAGAUCUUAUUCUUGCAGAAUAUAGUGAGGAAAACGGACCAUUAAUGAUGCAAGUUGGCAUGGCAACCAAGAUAAAAAACUACUAUAAGCGGAAACCCGGAAAAGAUCCCGGAGCCCCAGAUUGUAAAUAUGGAGAAACUGUUUACUGCCAUACAUCUCCUUUUCUAGGCUCACUCCAUCCUGGACAAUUGCUGCAGGCAUUUGAGAACAACCUUUUUCGUGCUCCAAUUUAUCUUCAUAAGAUGCCAGAAACUGACUUCCUUAUCAUUCGCACAAGACAAGGUUACUAUAUUCGGGAAUUAGUGGAUAUUUUUGUGGUUGGCCAGCAGUGCCCUUUGUUUGAAGUUCCUGGGCCCAACUCCAAAAGGGCCAAUACUCAUAUUCGAGACUUUCUCCAGGUUUUUAUUUAUCGCCUGUUCUGGAAGAGUAAAGAUCGCCCACGACGGAUCCGAAUGGAAGAUAUAAAAAAAGCCUUUCCUUCUCACUCAGAAAGCAGCAUUCGGAAGAGGCUAAAGCUCUGCGCUGACUUCAAACGCACAGGCAUGGAUUCAAACUGGUGGGUGCUGAAGUCUGAUUUUCGUUUACCAACUGAAGAGGAGAUCAGGGCUAUGGUGUCUCCAGAGCAGUGCUGUGCUUAUUACAGCAUGAUAGCUGCAGAGCAGCGACUGAAGGAUGCUGGCUAUGGUGAGAAAUCCUUUUUUGCUCCAGAAGAGGAAAAUGAGGAAGAUUUCCAGAUGAAGAUUGAUGAUGAGGUUCGCACUGCUCCUUGGAACACCACACGGGCUUUCAUUGCUGCCAUGAAGGGCAAGUGUCUCCUGGAGGUGACUGGGGUGGCAGAUCCCACAGGGUGUGGUGAAGGAUUCUCCUAUGUGAAGAUUCCAAACAAACCAACACAGCAGAAGGAUGAUAAAGAGCCUCAGCCAGUGAAGAAGACAGUGACAGGAACAGACGCAGACCUCCGUCGCCUUUCACUGAAAAAUGCCAAGCAACUUCUACGUAAAUUUGGUGUGCCUGAGGAAGAGAUUAAGAAGUUGUCCCGCUGGGAAGUGAUCGAUGUAGUACGCACAAUGUCAACAGAACAAGCUCGCUCUGGAGAGGGACCCAUGAGUAAAUUUGCCCGUGGAUCAAGGUUUUCUGUGGCUGAGCAUCAAGAGCGUUACAAAGAGGAAUGUCAGCGCAUCUUUGACCUGCAGAACAAGGUUUUAUCAUCAACUGAAAUCUUAUCAACUGACACAGAUAGCAGCUCAGCUGAAGACAGUGAUUUUGAGGAAAUGGGAAAAAACAUAGAGAACAUGUUGCAGAAUAAGAAAACCAGCUCUCAGCUGUCACGUGAACGGGAGGAGCAGGAACGGAAGGAGCUACAGAGGAUGAUACUGGCAGCAGGCUCAGCAGCAUCAGGAAACAAUCACAGAGAUGAUGACACUGCUUCUGUGACAAGCCUUAAUUCUUCUGCCACUGGCCGUUGUCUCAAGAUUUAUCGCACGUUUCGAGAUGAGGAGGGGAAAGAAUAUGUUCGCUGUGAGACGGUCCGAAAGCCAGCUGUCAUUGAUGCCUAUGUGCGCAUACGGACCACAAAAGACGAGGAAUUCAUUCGAAAAUUUGCCCUUUUUGAUGAACAACAUCGAGAAGAGAUGCGAAAAGAACGGCGGAGGAUUCAAGAGCAACUGAGACGACUUAAGCGAAACCAGGAAAAGGAGAAGCUUAAGGGUCCUCCUGAGAAGAAGCCCAAAAAAAUGAAGGAGCGUCCUGACCUAAAACUGAAAUGUGGGGCUUGUGGUGCCAUUGGGCAUAUGAGAACAAACAAAUUCUGCCCUCUUUAUUAUCAAACAAAUGCUCCCCCUUCCAACCCUGUUGCCAUGACAGAGGAGCAGGAGGAGGAGUUGGAAAAGACAGUCAUUCAUAAUGAUAAUGAGGAACUUAUCAAGGUUGAAGGGACCAAGAUUGUCCUAGGGAAACAGCUAAUUGAGAGUGCAGAUGAGGUUCGCAGAAAAUCUCUGGUUCUCAAAUUCCCUAAGCAGCAACUUCCUCCCAAGAAGAAACGGCGAGUUGGAACUACUGUUCACUGUGACUAUCUGAAUAGACCUCAUAAGUCCAUUCACCGGCGCCGGACAGACCCCAUGGUGACAUUGUCAUCCAUUUUGGAGUCUAUCAUCAAUGACAUGAGAGAUCUUCCGAAUACAUACCCUUUCCACACUCCAGUCAAUGCAAAGGUUGUAAAGGACUACUACAAGAUCAUUACCCGGCCAAUGGACUUACAGACACUCCGUGAAAAUGUGCGUAAACGCCUCUACCCAUCUCGGGAAGAGUUCAGGGAGCAUUUGGAGCUAAUUGUGAAAAAUAGUGCAACCUACAAUGGGCCAAAGCACUCACUGACCCAGAUCUCUCAAUCAAUGCUGGAUCUCUGUGAUGAAAAACUUAAAGAGAAAGAAGAUAAAUUGGCUCGUUUAGAGAAAGCAAUCAACCCCUUGCUGGAUGAUGAUGACCAAGUGGCAUUUUCUUUUAUUCUGGACAACAUUGUCACCCAGAAAAUGAUGGCAGUUCCAGAUUCUUGGCCGUUUCAUCACCCAGUUAAUAAGAAGUUUGUUCCAGAUUAUUACAAAGUAAUUGUCAGUCCAAUGGAUUUAGAGACCAUACGUAAAAAUAUCUCCAAGCACAAGUAUCAGAGUCGGGAGAGCUUUCUAGACGAUGUCAACCUUAUUCUGGCCAACAGUGUUAAAUACAAUGGGCCUGAAAGUCAGUAUACUAAAACUGCUCAGGAGAUUGUGAACAUCUGUUACCAGACACUGACUGAAUAUGAUGAGCAUUUGACUCAACUUGAGAAGGAUAUUUGUACAGCUAAAGAAGCAGCUUUGGAGGAAGCAGAAUUAGAAAGCUUGGACCCAAUGACCCCAGGGCCUUACACACCUCAGCCUCCUGAUUUGUAUGAUACCAACACAUCCCUCAGUAUGUCUCGAGAUGCCUCUGUAUUUCAAGAUGAGAGCAAUAUGUCUGUCCUGGAUAUUCCCACUGCCACUCCAGAAAAGCAGGUGACACAGAUGCACCAGGGCCGAGGUAGGCUGGGCGAGGAAGACUCUGAUGUAGAUAUUGAAGGGUAUGAUGAUGAGGAGGAGGAUGGGAAACCUAAGACACCAGCCCCAGAAGGUGAAGAUGCAGAUGGUGAUCUUGCAGAUGAAGAGGAAGGAACUGUGCAACAGCCUCAAGCCAGUGUCCUGUAUGAGGAUUUGCUUAUGUCUGAAGGAGAAGAUGAUGAGGAAGAUGCUGGGAGUGAUGAAGAAGGAGAUAAUCCUUUCUCUGCUAUCCAGCUGAGUGAAAGUGGAAGUGACUCGGAUGUAGGAUCUGGUGGAAUAAGACCCAAACAGCCCCGCAUGCUUCAAGAAAACACAAGGAUGGGCAUGGAAAAUGAAGAAAGCAUGAUGUCCUAUGAGGGAGACGGUGGGGAGGCUUCUCAUGGUUUGGAGGAUAGCAAUAUCAGGUGCUAUGACUCGGGUUUAACCUCCACGCGGAAGAGGCCAAGCACAGCAGGAGUCCAACUCAGCGAAGCUCCUGUGGUACACGCUGAACGCAAAGAAAACCCAGCGCAGGGGAAGGCCCAUCAUGCUGGAAACGGGGACAGCGAAAAAUGAACUCAGCAGAAAGCUCACGCGGCUCAGUCUCAGAUUCUAGAAGACCUCCGGUUAAGGUAGGAGGUCCUCGCUCCUAUGGCUGGAGGGACAUGCCUAACAAAAUCUUAAUUCCUUUACAAUCUUUCGUUUCUUGUUUCCUCGAACCUCUCGUGAACAGGCGGGCAGCAGUGGGCACAAUUGAGGGACUCUGGAGAGGCUACUCCUCAGCAUGUCCUAAAGGCGCUAUCUGCUGAGCCCCAGUAGCUGUUACACAAGCCGGUGGGGGUUCUUCUGUCCUUACUUUUCUUUGUGCCAAGGAUCAGACCAAUGAAAACUGUGAGCACCGGUCAGAUAUUCAGCAAAAUUUCCCACACACUAUGAAGGGGAUCCCUUGGCAUGUUUUUCCCACUGCUUUUUUUUCCUCCUGUCCUUCAGCUCUCUUUCCCAGGACUUGAGCCCUACCAAAACCCAGGAUGCCCGGCUUCAGGACCUAAUGAAGCUCAGGCUCUGAUGUUUCAUUGCAAAAAUUCAGUUUGAGACAAAGCGAUAGGUAAAGAGUUGGACUUGUUAAGAUUCAGAGAGAAGCGCCCACUCUACAGGGUACUGGCCAUGGAAUGCGGCCUGGCUAGGUUUUGCGAGGGGGAUGAAUUCAUAUGCUAAUGAGUGGGAAGAUCAUCCCAGCCAUUGGGGAACC